AUGCCCAAAAUCCUCUCCUAAGACGGGAAAAUACUCCCAUCCCUCCAGUGUUUGCUGCGUCGCGGUUGACGGCACCGGUCAGGAAGGAGGCCGAUCAGCUAGGACCUACUUUAGGGCUUUUCAGCAGAGGGGCCCAAGCCGAGGAAAAGGUAGGAUGGGGGCUGGAGCGAGCGCCGAGGAGAAACACUCCAAGGAGCUGGAGAAGAAGCUGAAACAGGAUGCCGACAUGGAUGCAAGAACCGUGAAGCUGCUGCUGCUGGGUGCUGGAGAAUCAGGCAAAAGCACUAUUGUCAAACAGAUGAAAAUUAUCCACAAAGACGGUUACUCACUUGAAGAGUGCCUGGAGUUCAUUGUCAUCAUCUACAGCAACACCCUGCAGUCCAUGAUGGCCAUUGUGAAAGCCAUGACCACGCUCAACAUGAACUUCGGCCACGCCGAUCAGCAGGACGAUGCCAGGAAGCUCAUGCAUCUCGCAGACACCAUCGAGGAAGGCUCCAUGCCGAAGGAGUUGGCGGACAUCAUUAUACGCCUGUGGAAUGACUCUGGCAUACAGGCGUGCUUCGACAGGGCCUCGGAGUACCAACUCAACGACUCCGCCGGAUACUACCUGAAUGACUUGGAGCGACUGGUCCAACCGGGCUACGUGCCCACCGAGCAGGAUGUGCUGCGGUCAAGAGUGAAGACCACCGGCAUCAUCGAGACCACCUUUUCCCUCAAGGAUCUUAAUUUCAGGAUGUUUGAUGUGGGCGGCCAGAGGUCAGAGAGGAAGAAGUGGAUCCAUUGUUUUGAAGGUGUGACGUGCAUCAUCUUCAUCGCCGCUUUGAGCGCCUACGACAUGGUGCUGGUGGAGGAUGAUGAAGUGAAUCGGAUGCACGAGAGUCUGCACUUGUUCAACAGUAUCUGCAACCACCGCUACUUUGCCGCCACCUCCAUCGUACUCUUCCUCAACAAGAAAGAUGUGUUUCUUGAGAAGAUCAAGAAGGCUCACCUCAGCAUGUGUUUCCCUGAAUAUGAUGGCCCCAACACGUACGAGGAUGCCGGUAACUACAUCAAAAUGCAGUUCUUGGACCUGAACCUGCGUCGAGACAUCAAAGAGGUCUACUCUCACAUGACCUGCGCCACGGACACAGAGAACGUCAAGUUCGUGUUUGACGCUGUGACCGACAUCAUCAUCAAAGAAAACCUGAAAGAUUGUGGUCUCUUUUGAACACCAAGGAAGAGUGGUGUUUAGGCCCUGGUCACAUUCCACAAAUCCCCCUCCCCCCACCCCCCCCAAUUUAAACUGAGUACCGAAGAUGAGACCUAUGGUCCCUCAAACCAGGGAACACAAAAGAAAAAUGUCAUAGCUACCAAUUUGUUUUGAACACGAGACUGCGGGUCACAUGGGACCAGAAGUCAGAGAAUCAGACCAGUUGUUUUUAGUCAGACUGACUUUUCUCAUGCACUCCUUUUGAGAAGUGCUCUGCGAUCCGUAGUAAGAGACGUCACAAGCUUCUGUCGGUACAAAAUGACUUCUUCUCACCUAAUUGAACAGAUGACUGAUGCGUUUCGGCUCAAUGAACUGGUCAGCACGCAGCCAAAAAGGAACCGAGGGGGGGGCCUCCCCACCCCGCAGACGCGCUUCAACCUAUUAGAGAUUUUGAAGGAAUUCAGUAGAAACGGUCCAGAUUAGUACAGAAACUCAGCAGUGGAAUUUGAGACACAAUUCAAACUGUUAAAAACACACUUUUGCAAUAGUUGAAAGGCGCCAGUGUAAAUAAUUAAACCGUUUUUUUUCUGUGGAACUGUAACCAUGUAAGAGCGGUAGAUGAACUUCAAUUGAACAAUCCUUUUCUUAAAAUAUUUGGAUCUACGGGUGUUUGAGCCGAUCAUUGUGUAAAGAAGAAAAUAUUUGUAGACCUUGAGCAAACCUAUUAAAGCUUCUGUAGAAAAUUGAGUACUUUUAACAUUUUUCACCAUUAAAAACAACACAGCAAUGUCUUGUUCAUGGUUUAUUAUUUAAUAUUUCAGGUUAUUUUUUAGUAUUAUGAAACCACAUGUUCAGAGGUAAACAGCCUUUCAUUUCAAACAGAUUGGAGGCAGAUUUUGACAUUUUGAGAAAUAAAACGUAUUUUCUCUGCCAACUAG
Molecule: messenger RNA, 2127 nt
Organism: Pungitius pungitius (ninespine stickleback)
Lineage: Eukaryota; Metazoa; Chordata; Actinopteri; Perciformes; Gasterosteidae
Gene: gnat1
Product: guanine nucleotide binding protein (G protein), alpha transducing activity polypeptide 1
Exons: 9
Coding region: 155-1207 (350 amino acids)
Biological process (GO): adenylate cyclase-modulating G protein-coupled receptor signaling pathway
Cellular component (GO): heterotrimeric G-protein complex
Molecular function (GO): GTP binding; GTPase activity; G protein-coupled receptor binding
Source: RefSeq, a predicted model, not a curated record